This is a messenger RNA of Doryrhamphus excisus (bluestripe pipefish), 16725 nucleotides long. The record is from RefSeq and is a predicted model, not a curated record. NCBI's taxonomy places the organism in Eukaryota, Metazoa, Chordata, Actinopteri, Syngnathiformes, Syngnathidae.
AGUAUGAACAAAAAAAACAAUUUUACCCAGGAUUAUAUACAAAUACAGUUUGCAAGAUUAAAUGUAUGACCAGUAUAUACAUGAAGACAUCUUGCUAGUGAAUUAAAUAUGAGGCAUUAUGAAUAUUUUACUUAGAACUUAAUAUAUUACGAGUAGCAUACAGUUAUUUUGUUUUCAUUUGUAAUAAUGUAAUGUAAUAAUGCAAUAACUUCACAACAAAGUUGUCAUUUUUGGAGAAUUUGGCUCGGGAAAAAGUCAGCCGUUCAUGAAAAUCAAGUCAGAAUAUUAUGAUGAUAAAUUCAUCAUUACCAGAAGAAAAAAAAUAUUUUUUGAAGUCCUAAUAUGAGAACCAAAAUUGUAAGUGUUGGACAAUUAGACAAGAUGAUUUACAAAGAUAAUUGAAUAAGAAAGUUGAAACAUUUUGGAGGAAAACAGCAAAACUAAGGAGCAAAGUUGCCAUAUAGUACUAAUGUGCAUGCUUUUGCAUCCUUUCAUUUUUCACCAUGGACCUCGCUGGGAUAAGUUUGGACACCUCCCUGCACGGGUGUGUGUACCAUCGUCCUAUACGCCGCCGAGUAUUGGUGACCACAAGAGUUACAUUGUCUGACUUCCAGCAUCAAGGCUCCAAUGAGCAUAACACAGUCCCGGUGCACCAUUAUUCCAAAAAGAUGAAGUACACCAUAAUACGCCAUGUGCAUCUUGCAUGGAGUAUCCAGUGGGCGAGCCACACCCAGAUCCACACCGCAUCGAAUGGCGGCGGUGCGGCAGUGACUCACUCGUUCCGCUGCCUUCCUCUUUGCUAAUAACAGGCUUGGCCGGGAGAGCAGCACACUUUCCCUGCUACUUCAUAGCCGCCAUCAUGCGACCUGGACUGCAGCAGGCCACUAAAGUGUUAAAAUGUAAAGCGAGUCGCCGCUAACUUGGGGCGAGCUUGUAUUUUCAAAAUAAAAUGACCACCAGCAGUAGAUUGGCUCAGCAUCAUAAAUGACUGGGUGGAUACAUCAUGGUGGUCACAUGCUGUAUGAAAGUCAGUAGUUAUAAUUGAGCAGCCAUAAUUCACAUACUGUAUCUUCAUUUUAGAAGAAGCACGGCUAACUAAAACAAAUGAAACAGUGGAUUCUUUCAAGGGUCCUCCCACGUCUGGUCCCCGUGUGAGAGGUCCUCCUCCUCAGUGAAGGGCAUUACUGAGGAGCACGAAGACCACAAUAGUUCCUUCAGUGUGCGUGUGGAGGUUAUUUAUGACACACAGCUGUUGCCAACAUGGCGGACAGGAGGCUGAAUGGAGACGCUCCCGUAAGAGUACUAGCAGUGAAACUAUAGUGUGUGUAAUGGGGGAUCUGGGUGUGUUACGCAAGAGGAGGGAGGUCCAGAUGUCCCCCCUGGAGCCAAAAAAAAAGUCUCGGGAGCGCUCAUGUGUCCGUGCGUAAAUGGGAGCUUUUUACGCACGAACGCUGUAGAGUGGGCCGGGCUUGACUGCAACUGGAACCCACCCAGAAAAUUUCUCCGCCUCCUCCGUGGACCUCGAAGAGCGACAAAACCUGUAGCGAGGGCGCCAAAUCUCCGCGCUUUGUGCCCCUUUUGAGCGCGCCGUCAUGGCUCGUGUGGACGAGGAGAUGGCCACCGCCGCUCCCCCCGCCCUCCUCGGCAGCCGAGUGUGUGGACUCGCGUACCGGAGGACGAAUUACAUCCACGAAAUGAGCUGCGUGGAGGUGGGCUCGCACCUUUACAGCCGCAUGUGCUGCGCAGAUGAGCGGGACCGAGUCCAGAAGAAGACCUUCACCAAAUGGGUCAACAAGCACCUGGUGAAGCACUGGAAGGCCGAGGCCCAGCGACACGUCAGCGACCUGUAUGAGGAUCUUCGAGAUGGACACAACCUCAUCUCCCUGCUGGAGGUGCUCUCUGGAGAGACGCUGCCGAGGGAACGUGACCUAGUGAGGAACGUGCGGUUGCCGCGGGAGAAAGGUCGCAUGCGCUUCCACAAGCUCCAGAAUGUUCAGAUCGCUCUGGACUUCCUCAAGCACCGACAGGUCAAACUGGUCAACAUCAGGAAUGAUGAUAUCGCCGACGGAAACCCCAAGUUGACUCUGGGCCUCAUUUGGACCAUCAUCCUUCACUUCCAGAUCUCUGACAUUCAGGUGAACGGCCAGUCGGACGACAUGACGGCCAAGGAGCGCCUGCUGCUGUGGUCCCAGCGGAUGGUGGAGGGCUACCAGGGUCUUCGCUGCGACAACUUCACCAGCAGCUGGCGGGACGGCAAGCUCUUCAACGCCAUCAUACACAAACACAGGCCCACCCUCAUCGACAUGGACCAAGUGGGCCGCCAGAGCAACCAGCAGAACCUGGAGCAGGCCUUCAGCGUGGCCGAGCGCGAGCUGGGCGUCACCAGGUUGCUGGACCCCGAAGAUGUGGACGUGCCACAUCCUGACGAGAAAUCCAUCAUCACGUACGUCUCCUCGCUUUAUGACGUCAUGCCGCGGGUGCCGGACGCUCAGGACGGCGUCAAAGCCAACGAGCUGGAGCUGCGCUGGCAGGAGUACUACGAGCUGGUCACGAUGCUCCUGCAGUGGAUCCGACACCACGUCCUCGUGUUCGAGGAGCGCAAGUUUCCCACCAGCUACGAGGAGAUCGAGGUUCUGUGGCGUCAGUUCCUCAAGUUUAAGGAGACGGAGCUCCCUGCCAAGGAGGCGGACAAAAACCGAUCCAAACACAUCUUCAAGUCCUUCGAGGGUGCGGUCCAGGCAGGCCACGUCAAGGUGCCGCCAGGCUGCCACCCGUUGGACGUGGAAAAGGAAUGGGGUCGGCUGCACGUGGCCAUCUUGGAGCGGGAGCGACUCCUGAGGAUGGAGUUCGAGAGGCUGGAGCGACUCCAAAGGGUCGUCAGCAAGGUCCAGAUGGAGUCUGGGGUGUGCGAGGAGCAGCUCAAUCAGGUGGAGACUCUGCUGCAAACGGACGUGCGGAUGUUGAGCUCGGGCAAACCCGCUCAGCACACGGCCGAGGUGGAGGCGGACCUGGAGAAAGCAGAGGGGAUGAUUCGCUUCCUCUUCAACGACGUUCAGAUGCUGAAGGACGGGCGCCAUCUGCAGGCCGAACAGAUGUACCGCAGAGUGUAUCGCCUCCACGAGCGGCUGGUGAACCUCCGCAGCGAGUACAACUUGCGCCUCAAGUCGGGUGUGACCACGGCGCAGAUCCCCAUGACCCAGAUCCACCAGGUCCAGGUGCUGCAGCAGGCCCCCGUCAGGCUGCGACCCGAGCUGGACGAGGUCACACUGCGCUACGUGCAAGACCUGCUGGGCUGGGUGGAGGAGAACCAGCAGCGGGUGGACCAGGGCGAAUGGGGCUCUGACCUGCCCACCGUGGAGUCCCAGCUGGGCAGCCACCGCGGGCUCCACCUGUCUGUGGAGGAGUUCCGUUCCAAGAUUGAAAGGGCCAAGGCGGAUGAGAGCCAGGUCUCACCGGCGAGUAAGGCCGCCUACCAUGACUACCUGAACAAAGUAGAUCUUCAGUACGGGAAGCUUCUGAAAGCUUCCAAGGCCCGCCUUCGCUACCUGGACCAGCUCCACGCCUUUGUCACCGCCGCCACCAAGGAGCUGAUGUGGCUGAACGAGAAGGAGGAAGAGGAGGUCAACUACGACUGGAGCGAGCGUAACACCAACGUGGCGGCCAAGAAGGACAACUACUCGGGUUUGAUGAGGGAGCUGGAGCUGCGGGAGAAGAAGAUGAACGGCGUCCAGGUGACGGGAGACAAGCUACUGAGAGACAGCCACCCAGGCAGGAAGACCAUAGAGGCCUUCACCGCUGCUCUGCAGACUCAGUGGAGCUGGAUCCUCCAGCUGUGCUGCUGCAUCGAAAGCCACCUCAAGGAGAACACCGCCUACUUCCAGUUUUUUGCUGAUGUAAAAGAGGCCGAGGACAAGCUGACCAAGAUGCAGGACACCAUGAAGAGGAAGUACACAUGCGAGCGUUCCACCACCGUCACACGGCUGGAGGACCUCCUGCAGGACGCCGCUGAUGAGAAGGAGCUGCUGAGUGAGUUUAAAACUCACCUGGAAGGCCUGAAGCGCCGCGCCAAGACCGUGGUGCAGCUGAAGCCGCGCAACCCCGCCACCCCGAUCAAGAACAAGCUGCCCAUCCAGGCGGUGUGUGACUUCAAGCAGAUGGAGAUCACCGUCCACAGAGGAGACGAGUGCGCCCUGCUCAACAACUCCCAGCCGUACAAGUGGAAGGUGCUCAACCGAGAGGGCAGCGAGGCGUCUGUGCCGUCCAUCUGCUUCCUGGUCCCGCCCACCAACAAGGACGCCAUGAGCAGCGUUGCCGGGCUGGAAGGGAACUUGCAGAAGCUGCAGAACUUGUGGCAGACCUUGUUUGUAGACCUGAGGAGCCUCCUGUCCUGGCAGUACCUCAUGCGAGACAUCCACAUCAUCAACACCUGGAACAUCUCCAUGUUCAAGACCCUGACGGUGGAGGAGUACCGGCUGGCCCUGAGGAACCUGGAGCAGCACUACCAGGACUUCCUGAGAGACAGCCAGGAUUCCCAGACGUUCAGAGCCGAGGACCGCAUGCAGGUGGAGUCCAGCUACAACAAGGCCAACCAGCACUACAACACGCUGGUCAGCACAGCGGAGCAAGGCUACAUGCCGCCCAAGACAGGAGAACAAGACGAGUCCGUGUGCAGGAUUUACCUGAACAAGCUCAAGGACCUCCGCCUGAGGCUGGAGGCUUGCGAGAAUCGAACAGUGACUCGUCUUCGCCAGCUUGCUGACAAGGAGCCACUCAAAGCCUGCGCCCUGAAGACCACCGAGCAGAUGAAAGUCCAGUCUGAGCUGGAAGGCUUGAAGAAAGAACUGCACUCCAUCACGGAGAAGACGGAGGAGGUUCUGGCCUCCCCUCAGCCGUCUAGCUCUGCCCCCUUGCUGCGCUCCGAGCUGGACAGCACGCAGAAGAAGAUGGACCACGUCUACAGCCUGUCAUCCAUCUAUCUGGACAAGCUGAAGGCCAUCGACGGCGUGAUCAGAAACACCAAAGACGCGGAGGAAACGCUGAAGAGCUACGAGUUUUGUCUGCUGGAUGUCCAUAAAGUGCCGUAUGAGGGGAAGGAGGCGGAAAGCCAAGCGGGCCAGAUAAAGAAAAUGCAAACUGAAUCUCAAGCGGACCAGAUGGUGUUCGACCGCCUGCAGGAUGAGCUCAAGAGGGCAGCGGACAUCCACGACAAGAUGACGCGAAUCCACAGCGAGCGCGAUGCCGAGCUGGAACAUUACCGCCACCUGGUGGGCGGCCUGCAAGAGCGCUGGCAGGCCGUUCUGGCCCAGCUGGUGCUUCGGCAGCAGGAACUGGAGCUGCUCCGCCGCCAUAUGAGGUCGUACUGUGACAGCUACGAGUGGCUCAUACGCUGGCUGGCUGAGGCCCGGCGGCGCCAGGAGGGCAUCCAGGCGGCGCCUGUUGGGGACGGGGCGGCACUGAAGGAGCAGCUGUCAGAAGAGAAGAAACUCCUGGAUGAAAUCGAGAAGAACAAGGACAAGAUGGAUAAGUGCCAGAAAAACGCCAAGGAUUACAUUGACUCUGUCAAGGACUACGAGCUCCAGAUUCUGACCUACAAGGCUCUGCAGGACCCGGUGGCCUCGCCGUACAAAAAACCCAAAAUGGAGUGUGCAUCUGAUGACAUCAUCCAAGAGUUUGUCACUCUGAGGACUCGCUACAGUGAGCUGAUGACGCUUGUCAGCCAGUACAUUCAGUUCAUCACGGACGGACGGCGUCGCCUGGAGGACGACGAGAAAGCGUCUGAGAAGCUGAAAGAAGAGGAAAGGAAGAGGAUGGCAGAGAUCCAGGCUGAGUUAGACAAACAGAGGCAACUGGCGGAGGCCCAUGCUCAGUCUGUGGCCAAGGCGGAACAGGAGGCCCAGACUCUGAAGCUUAAGAUGAAGGAGGAGGCCAUUAAGAGACAAGAUGUUGCGGUGGAUGCUGAGAAGCAGAAGCAGAACAUCCAACAGGAGCUGCACCAACUUAAGAGUCUGUCGGAGCAAGAGAUUAAGUCCAAGAACCAGCAGCUUGAGGAGGCUUUAGUCAGCCGGACCAGGAUCGAGGAGGAGAUCCGCAUAAUCCGCCUCCAGUUGGAGACCACAAUCAAGCAGAAGAGCACCGCCGAUGGUGAGCUACAGCAGCUCCGAGACAGGGCCGGCGAGGCCGAGAAGCUCCGAAAAGCUGCUCAGGACGAGGCAGAGAGGCUUCGCAAGCAGGUGGCAGAAGAGACGCAGAAAAAGAAGAAUGCAGAAGAUGAGCUGAGGCGCAAAUCUGAGGCGGAGCGAGAGGCCUCCAGACAGAAGCAGAAGGCCCUGGACGAUCUGCAGAAAUUCAAGAUGCAGGCAGAAGAGGCAGAGAGGCGUAUGAAACAGGCUGAGGAGGAGAAACUCAGGCAGGUCAAAGUGGUGGAGGAGGUGGCACAGAAGAGCGCCACCGCACAGUUGCAGAGCACCUCCAAAUCAUUCAGCGAGAGGGCGACUAAACUGGAGGAGUCCCUCAAGAAGGAACAGGGCACUGUUCUCCAGCUGCAGGAGGAAGCGGAGAAACUCAGGAAACAACAAGAGGAAGCCAGCAAAGCCCGUGAACAAGCAGAGAAGGAGCUGGAAACAUGGAGACAGAAGGCCAACGAGGCUCUCCGUUUAAGGCUGCAGGCCGAAGAAGAAGCCCAAAGGAAGAGCCAGGCUCAGGAGGAGGCAGAGCGGCACAAAGUAGACGCAGAGCGAGAUGCCAAGAAAAGAGCAAAAGCCGAGGAGGCUGCCCUCAAACAGAAGGAGAAUGCAGAGAAGGAGCUGGACAAACAGAAGACUUUUGCGGAGCAGAUAGCUCAGCAGAAGCUGUCAGCCGAGCAGGAAUGCAUCCGCCUGAAGGCCGACUUUGAACAUGCAGAGCAACAGAGGAGCCUCCUGGACAAUGAGCUCCAGCGUCUAAAAAAUGAGGUGAACGCCGUUGAAGGGCAGAGGAAAAAACUGGAAGAGGAGCUGGCGAAGGUCAGGAGGGAAAUGGACACGCUACUCCAGAUGAAGGUGAAAGCGGAGAAAGAGACGUUGUCAAAUACGGAAAAGAGCAAGCAGCUUCUUGAGUCUGAGGUGCUGAAAAUGAAGCAGCUUGCAGAAGAAGCCGCCCGGCUGAGGUCCGUGGCCGAGGAGGCAAAGAAGCAGAGGCAGAUUGCAGAGGAGGAGGCGGGCAAACAACGAGCCGAAGCCGAGAAAAUACUAAAGGAGAAACUGGCUGCCAUCAACGAGGCGACUCGUCUCAAGACGGAGGCUGAGAUCGCCCUGAAGGCCAAAGAGGCAGAGAACGAACGGCUGAAAAGAAAAGCUGAGGACGAAGCCUAUCAAAGGAAGCUGUUGGAGGACCAGGCGGCUCAGCAUAAGCAAGACAUUGCAGAGAAGAUCGAGCACCUGAAGAGCUCGUCUGACACCGAACUAGAGCGACAAAAAACAAUGGUCGAAGAAACUCUCAGACAAAGGAAAGUGGUGGAGGAGGAAAUUCACAUCAUCAGGAUCAACUUUGAGAAGGCUUCCAAAGACAAAUCUGACUUGGAGAACGAAUUAAAAAAACUAAAGGCGAUCGCGGAUGAGACACAGAAAAGCAAACUCAAGGCGGAAAAGGAAGCUGAGCUAUUGAAACAGCUUGCUGCAGAAGAGGAGAAGAAGAGGAAGGAAGCGGAGGAGAAAGUGAAGAGGAUCACGGCGGCGGAGGAAGAAGCGGCUCGACAAUGCAAAGCCGCUCAAGAGGAGGUGGAACGCUUGAAGAAGAAAGCAGCAGAAGCAAACACACAGCGAGAGAAGGCCGAGAAAGAAGCAGAGCAGCAGGUGAUGCUGGCAAAGGAGGCCGCUAAGAAAUGCAGCGCCGCAGAACAAAAAGCUCAAGAUGUUCUGAGCAAGAAUAAGGAGGAUGUUCUCUCGCAGGAGAAGUUGAAGGAGGAGUUUGUGAACGCUAAGAAACUUGCUGGAGAAGCUGAAAAGGCCAAAGAGAAAGCCGAGAAAGAAGCCGCGCUACUCCGCCAGAAAGCAGAGGAUGCAGAAAAACAGAAAAAAACUGCAGAGGACGAGGCCGCCAAGCAAGCCAAAGCGCAGAGAGAUGCUGAAAAACUGAGGAAAGAAGCGGAGGCGGAGGCCUCCAAGCGGGCAGAAGCCGAGGCCGCCGCCCUGAAGCAGAAACAACAGGCUGAUGCUGAGAUGGCCAAACACAAGAAAGAGGCCGAGCAGGCCCUCAAGCAGAAGUCUCAAGUGGAGAAGGAACUGACGACGGUCAAACUGCAGCUGGAUGAAACUGACAAGCAGAAAGCCGUUCUGGAUGAGGAGCUUCAGAGAGUAAAGGGCGAAGUCAACGAUGCGGUCAAGCAGAAGGCGCAGGUGGAGGACGAACUCUUGAAAGUUAGGAAUCAAAUGGAGGAGCUGCUUCAGCUCAAGAUCAAAAUUGAGAGUGAGAACAAGCGUCUCAUGAAAAAAGACAAAGAUAAGUCACAGAAAUUACUUGCAGAAGAGGCUGAGAGGAUGAAGACCUUGGCGGAGGACGCAGCUCGACUGAGCAUGGAGGCAGAGGAAGCAGCUAAACAGAGACAGACUGCAGAGAUGGACUUGGCGGAACAGAGAGCACUUGCAGAGAAAAUGCUUAAGGAGAAGAUGCAGGCCAUCCAGGAGGCCACAAAACUUAAAGCUGAGGCCGAGGAGCUCCAGAGGCAGAAGGACCAGGCACAGGAAACGGCCAAAAAGCUCCUGGAGGACAAACAGCAGAUCCAGCAGCGGCUUGACGAGGAGACAGAAGGCUUUCAAAAGUCCCUGGAGGCUGAGCGAAAGAGGAAACAGGAGGUUUCGGCUGAGGCAGAGAAGCUGAAAGUGAAAGUGAAAGAGCUCAGCGAUGCUCAGGCAAAAGCCACCGAGGAGGCAAAGAAGUUCAGGAAGCAGGCGGAUGAGGCCAAAGCUCGUCUUCAAGAAACGGAACAAAAAAACACGGAGACUGUCGUGAAGAAGCUGGAGACUCAGCGGCUGCAGAGCACCAGAGAGGCUGAUGACCUCAAGCAAGCCAUUGCUGACUUGGAGAAGGAGAGGGAGAAACUGAAAGGAGAUGCAGAGGAGCUUCAGAAAAAAUCCAAAGAGAUGGCCCUUGCCCAACAAGAGCAAAUUGAGCAGCAGAAGGCCAUUCUUCAGCAGACCUUCCUCACCGAGAAGGAGCUGCUGUUGAAAAGAGAAAAGGAGGUUGCGGAUGAAAAAAAGAAGCUGGAGAAACGGUUUGACGAUGAAGUGAGCAAGGCGAAGGCGCUCAAAGAAGAGCAGGAACGUCAGCAAAAGCUGAUGGAGGACGAGAAGAAGAAGCUCCAGGCCAUCAUGGAUGAUGCUUUGCUUAAGCAAAAGGAGGCCGAGGCCGAGAUGAAGAAGAAGCAGAAGGAAAUGGAGGUGCUCGAGAAAAAAAGGAAUGAGCAGGAAAAACUCUUGGGAGAGGAGAACAAAAAGCUCAGGGAGAAACUCAUCAGUCUUGAGGUGGCGUCCAAAGAAAGUCCAUCUAAAACAAAAGAAAUUGAGGUCCAGACUGACAAGGAUGCUGGGGAGCAGUUGGUUGCUGCAACAGCUGCGGUAACAACAAAGAAGGUGUACAAUGGCUCUGGCGAGGUUGAUGGCGUCAAGAAAGAGUCGCCUUGGACCUUUGAUGGAAUCCGAGCUAAAGUUCCUGCUGACAGGCUCCAUGAUGUUGGUGUUCUGACCAAAAAAGACUUGGACAAACUCAAAAAGGGCAAAGUCUCUGUGCAAGACCUUGUGAAGAUGGACAAAAUCCAGUCGUGUCUUCGAGGUCAGAGCUGCAUUGCUGGUGUCUUGACUCCAUCCAAAGAGAAAAUGAGUAUCUAUCAGGCCCUGAAGGACAACAUGAUAACGGCCAACACUGCCUCAAUGCUGUUGGAAGCUCAAGCGGCUUCUGGUUACCUCGUGGAUCCACUCACUGGUAAACUCCUGUCUGUGGACGAGGCUGUUAAGGAGGAGUUGAUUGGCCCUGAACUCCAUGACAAAAUGCUCUCUGCAGAGAGAGCAGCCACUGGCUUUAAAGAUCCUUACACCGGAGACAAGAUCUCCCUUUUUGAGGCCAUGAAGAAAGGACUAAUUGAGAAGGAACAGGCCAACAGAUUCUUAGAUGUGCAGCUUGCAACUGGCGGCAUCAUUGACCCCGUUAAUGGUCACAGAGUGGGACUGCCCACAGCUUACAAGCAGGGACAGUUUGACGCCGACACGAAUAAACAGCUUGCAGACUGCAAGUCGUUUUCAGACCCCAGCACCCAGGAGCCCCUCACCUACAAGCAGCUCCUGGAGAGGUGCACUAAGGAUGCGGUUUCAGGCCUGAUGAUUCUGCCCGUGACAGAGAAAGCUGCCCAAAGCGAGACAACAUUCACCGACGCCGAGAUGAAGGAAGUGUUCAGCAAAUCAAAUGUCGAUGUGCCUUUUGGCCGAUUCAAAGGGAAGACGGUUACUAUUUGGGAAGUUAUCAACUCCGAGUACUUCACCGAGGAACAAAGACGAGAUCUGAUUCGCCAGUACAAGACAGGCAAGAUCACGGUGGAGAAGAUCAUCAAAAUUGUCAUCACUGUCGUGGAGGACAAGGAGAAGAGCAACGAAAAUGUGUUGAACGGGUUGAGGGCUCCGGUCUCAGCCAGCGAACUGCUGGACUCGAAGAUUAUCAGCAAAGAUGUAUUCAAUAAAUUAAGUAACGGCAAGAUAACAGUCAAAGAGAUCUCUGAGAUGGAGCCCGUAAAGAAAGCUCUCCAAGGAGCUCCAAGCAUAGCUGGCCUGUUUAAUGAGCCAACUAAGGAGAAAAUGUCUUUCUAUCAAGCCAUGAAGAAAGAACUUCUCCCACCCGAGACAGCCAUUAAUCUUCUUGAGGCUCAAGCAGCUACUGGAUUCAUCAUCGAUCCUGUCAAGAAUGAGAGGGUCCCGGUCGAUGAAGCGGUUAAGUCGGGCUUAGUCGGCCCAGAACUUCAUGAACGGCUCCUGUCUGCCGAGAGAGCUGUCAGUGGCUACAGAGAUCCCUACACUGGGAAAAAGGUGUCUCUGUUUGAAGCCAUGAACAAAGGUCUGAUCAAGAGAGACCACGGCAUCCGUUUGCUAGAAGCACAGCUCUCGACAGGAGGAGUCAUUGACCCCAUUAAAAGCUAUCGCGUCCCGCAUGAGGUCGCCUGCAAACGUGGCUAUUUAGAUGAGGAGACCAACAAGACCUUGAGCAAGACUGGUGAUGAAACUAAAGUCUUUCUUGAUCCAAACAUACAAGAGGAUGCAACCUAUGCACAGUUGAUGAAGAAAUGUGUGUCUGAUAAUGAAACUGGACUUCCAUUACUGCCUCUCUCGAAGAAAGCAGCAAAGCCAAAAGAAGAUCUACAGAUAACAGAAGCCAAAACGAAAGAGACCUUAAACCAGAACAUGAUGGAGCUGGACUAUGGGCCUUUCAAGGGGAGAAAGGUCACAAUCUGGGAAAUCAUCAACUCUCAUUACAUCACAGAGGAGAAAAGAAUCGAGCUGAUUCGUCAGUACAGGACGGGCCAUGUGACAAUAGAAAAGUUAAUUAAGGUUGUGAUGGUCAUGGUCGAGGAAAAAGAGGCACAGACAAAAGACAAGGCCCGUUUUGAAGGUCUCAGGGAGCCUGUCCCUGCCAGCUUGUUGAUGGACGCCAACAUCAUCGAUAAGACUACCUUUGACCAGCUCCAACGGGGGACAAAGACUCCUCAAGAAGUCGGUGACUACGAUCAGGUCAGGAAGUACUUACAAGGCACAGAGCGCAUUGACGGCAUUUCAAUGGAAGGAACGAAUGAAAAGUUGAGCAUAUAUCAGGCAAUGAAAAAGAACAUUUUGCAACCAAACACAGGGCUUGCGCUCCUUGAAGCCCAAGCUGGAACUGGUUUCAUAACAGAUCCUGUCAAAAAUAUGAAAUAUUCUGUGGAUGAUGCCGUGAAGGCAGGAGCUGUUGGCCCAGAGCUUCAUGAGAAGCUCCUGUCUGCUGAAAAAGCUGUGACAGGAUACAAAGAUCCAUAUACUGGAAAUAAAAUUUCUCUGUUCCAAGCCCUGAAGAAAGAGCUGGUCCUGAGAGAGCAUGCUAUUCCUCUCCUCGAGGCUCAGAUUCAUACAGGAGGCAUCAUCGAUCCAGUAAGUAGCCAUCGUGUUCCCACCGACGUAGCUAUCCAGCGGGGCUUCUUAAGUAAACAAAUGGCCACCUCUUUAGAUGAACCCUCUGGUGACGUUCAAGGCUUCACCAAUCCCAACAACAAUGAAAAUGUUACUUACAAGCAGUUGUUGGAGAAAUGUGUUAAAGAGCCAAAUUCUGGUCUAUGCUACCUACCUAUGUCAAAGGCAGAAACUGCCACUCCGGUUGAGAAGUCCUAUCAGUACACAGAGGAGCAAGCCCAGUCAGAUCUCGCAAACACUCAGAUUGACAUCCCACACAAGAGCUUCGAAGGGAAGAGCAUGACCAUCUGGGAAAUCAUUCAUUCAAACAUGCUUCCAGAGGAGGAGAGGCGCCGCCUCCUGGAGCAGUAUCGCUUGGGAAAGAUCACAAAGGAUAGAAUGCUCGUCAUUAUCAUCGAGAUUAUUGAACAAAGGGAGGCUGAAAAGUCAGAGCAGGGCAUGUCAUGUGACGUAAUCAGAAGGAGAAUUACAAUCGAAGAGCUUUACAGCGCUCGAAUUAUUGACUUGCAAACUUACAAUCUCUUGAAGCAAGAAAAAAUGACUAUUAGCGAGAUCAUGGAAAUGCCGUCGGUGAAACAGUAUCUCUUUGGAACUGGCUGUGUUGCCGGCAUUAUGUCAGACAGUCCCACCAAGAUCAGCAUUUAUCAGGCCAUGAAAAAUGGAAAACUUAAGCCUGAAGUUGCUCUGACGCUCCUCGAGGCCCAAGCUGCAACCGGGUUCAUUAUCGAUCCGGUCAAAGAUGAACUUCUGACAGUGGACGAAGCUGUGCGCAAGGGGCUUGUGGGGCCAGAACUUCAUGACAAACUUCUCUCAGCUGAGAGAGCAGUAACUGGCUAUAAAGAUCCCUACAGCGGAAAACUGAUUUCUCUUUUCCAGGCGAUGAAAAAAGAUCUGAUUCCCGAAGAUUAUGCUCUGAGGCUCUUGGAAGCCCAAAAUGCCACUGGGGGGUUAAUGGAUCCUGAAUACUACUUCCGCCUCCCCUCAGAUGUUGCCAUGCAGCGUGGCUACAUCAAUAAAGAGACAAUGGACAGAAUAUCCCAGCCCGGCUGUGAUGUACAAGGCUACACCGACCCAACAACAGAUGAGGACCUGUCCUACGCUCAGCUGCUGAAUCGAUGCCGAGUUGACAAAGAGAGCAAGUUGAGGCUGUUGUCACUGGCAGACAGAAGGCUUCUCUUCAAGGGUCUCAGAAAGCAAAUCACAGUGGACGAGCUGCUUCGUUCUCAGAUCAUCAACCAAAAGACGUACAACGAACUCACAGAGGGCACCGUGACUGUCGAAGAGGUCAGCAGAGACCUUAAGAAGUACCUCGAGGGUACAAGCUGCAUUGCCGGUGUGUUUGUGGAAUCAGCUAAAGACCGCCUGUCCAUUUAUCAAGCAAUGAAGAAGAACAUGAUCAGACCGGGAACUGCCUUUGAACUCCUUGAGGCCCAAGCUGCGACGGGUUAUAUAAUUGACCCAAUCAAAAACCUAAAACUAAAUGUCAACGAAGCAGUUAAGAUGGGUGUUGUCGGCCCAGAGUUCAAAGACAAGCUGCUGUCAGCCGAGAGAGCAGUCACCGGCUACAGAGAUCCUUAUUCCGGCAAGGUCAUCUCACUUUUCCAGGCUAUGAAGAAGGACCUGAUAUUAAAGGACCACGGCAUCCGCCUGCUAGAGGCUCAGAUUGCUACAGGUGGAAUUAUUGACCCACAGGAGAGUCAUCGCUUGCCGGUGGAAACAGCGUAUGAACGCGGUCUCUUUGACGAGGAAAUGAAUCAGAUCCUCACUGACCCGUCUGAUGAUACCAAAGGCUUCUUUGACCCCAACACGGAGGAAAACCUCACCUACCUCCAGCUGAUGGAAAGAUGUAUGAUCGACCCACAAACAGGGCUUGCUCUUCUGCUGCUGAAGGAAAAGAAGAGAGAAAGGAAGACAUCGUCCAAGUCAUCUGUUCGCAAGCGUCGAGUUGUUAUUGUGGAUCCAGAGACGGGCAAGGAGAUGUCUGUGUAUGAGGCAUACCAGAAAGGCCUCAUUGACCACCAGACCUACUUAGAGCUGGCAGAGCAGGAGUGUGAAUGGGAGGAAAUUACCAAGACCUUAGCAGACGGAGUUGUAAAGUCCACAAUUAUUGACAGACGGUCCGGUCGACAGUAUGAUAUCGAUGAUGCAAUUUCAAGUGGCCUCAUUGAGAGGUCAGCUCUGGAUCAGUACCGGUCUGGAACUCUGUCUAUCACAGAGUUUGCAGACAUGCUGUCUGGAAAUUCCAGCGACGUUAGAUCACGGUCAUCUUCAUUUGGUUCUACGUCGUCUUACCCCAUGAGUCCAGUGCCCACCAUAAAAACUUCUGCUGUCCCAUGGAAUGACCCAACCGAGGAAACUGGCCCUGUGGCUGGAAUCUUGGACACUGAAACACUGGAGAAGGUGUCCGUCACAGAGGCCAUUCACAGAAACCUUGUGGACAACAUAACAGGUCAAAGGCUGCUGGAAGCUCAGGUUUGCACCGGAGGCAUCAUUGAUCCAAACACUGGAGAAAAGUUCUCUAUUGCUGAUGCAAUGAACAAAGGUCUUGUGGAUAAAAUCAUGGUGGACCGCAUCAGUCUCGCACAGAAGGCGUGUUGUGGAUUUGAGGAUCCUCGAACCAAAACCAAAAUGUCAGCAGCCCAAGCCCUCAAGAAAGGCUGGCUGUACUAUGAGGCAGGCCAGCGCUUUCUGGAAGUCCAGUACCUCACUGGUGGUUUAAUAGAACCAGACAUCCCUAACAGAGUCCCACUGGAUGAAGCCGUGAAAAAGGGUACCUUAGAGGCACGCACUGCACAGAAGUUGCGAGAUGUCAACACUCAUUCAAAAUACCUCACCUGCCCGAAAACCAAACUUAAAAUCUCCUAUAAGGACGCGCUGGAAAGAAGCAUGAUAGAGGAGGGAACUGGCCUCAGACUCCUUGAAGCAUCAUCCCAGUCCAGCAAAGGCCUGUACAGUCCCUACAGCAUUAGUGGUUCUGGCUCCGCCACUGGGUCACGCUCGGGCUCCAGGACCGGUUCCCGGUCAGGGUCCAGAAGAGGAAGCUUUGACGCCACUGGGUCCAGUUUCACAUCGACCUACUCCUCCACGUCAUACACUUCGCCAGGCUAUGGCCGCCGAUACUGAUGGAAGGGAAGGGUUGACGAUAAAGCCACCAAGAUGCCUCAGACGACCAGAUUUCUGCUCUGCAUAUGGUUGCUGCAAGACUUUAAAUAUUUAAUUUUCUACCAGUUAGGCAACUCUUUGUAUUUUCUUGAAUGUUAUCUUUAUCUACACCAGAUGUUCCAAUUGUACAUUUCCUUGAUGUCACAUGGAGACGACUCAAGAACAUACUCUUUGAUUGCAUUGAAAAAGGAAUAUAUUGAAAGAAAAAGUCCACUCUGCGGAGCAGAAUCAAGAGUCUCGGCAAAAUGACUAACUCGUGUCUAAACACUAAGCUUCAAGAUCUUUCCUCUUCUCGGCUGCGGUGCUGCAUGCCUUUGUGCCAGUGACUACAAGAACUCCAACUCCACCCUGUUCUCGAUGUCCUUCACAACACAAUGGAUUUACAUCAAAAGGGGAAACCAGCAACACGCGCAUUCCCAUGUACCAGAAGAAGUACACUACCAACGUAAUAUUCACCAUUCGGAAUUCUCGACCCUUUAUACCAAAGAAACCUAGUCCCUGCCUCUCUGGAUCCUGUGAAUGAUAUUGUCCCGACCCUUUGCUCCAGGUCCUGAGACCCACGGAAUUCAUCUGAAUUACAACUCACCUGGACUAGGACUAUAAUUGAUGCAAAAAUACCAAAUUCACUCUGGUGUGGCUGAACUGAGACGCAAUACUAAUACCUGAGCUCGCUCACAAUGUUAGAAUUCCUUAAAGUGCCUGCAAAAAACACUUUGGGAAGCUGCUGCAUAUUAUCAACAAGACGGUGCUGGCAUGACUGAAAGCAGGAUGUACUUUGUGAUCAGGUCUACAUUAUUUUAAGGUGCGACAUGAAACAAGAAGCGCUCAUGUUAAUACAGAUUUGACGGACAAGUACGGUGGUGCCUUGGUUCCUGGUCGGGUCAGGGUCUAACGAAAACUGGGGUCUGUGUUUGGCUGUACGAUAACCGAGAUGCUGUCUGAAAACAGCAUGAUUUUGCCAAAUCAUACAAAAACAGAGGUUUGACUGUUGUGUAAUUCGGAAGUAGGAGCACCACUGCUGAAAGCCCUGAGCACCCGUUUUGUUCCUUUGCCACCAGCUGCAGUAUUUUUUCCCCACGCCAACGUAUGUAUUGAUGUUCAAUCUUCUUUGUAAAGCAGCAUCACUAGUCAGCCUAUAUACUUUUAUUUUCAUAUAUUUUUUCCAUGACUUGCAUGAUUUACUAACAUUUAAAAGAUACAAAUAUGAACGAGCAGGCGCCGUGAAAUGGUUUAUUACAUUAUUUUUAUGGUUUCGCAUCAAAGGGUUUGAAGGAUGUAUUUUAACGAGUGGUGUAUUUAUAAUAAAACGGUGAAAACAAUUCAGUUGUAACGCUGCGCUAUGUAAAUAAACAUGGUAGUGAAAGCCUACUGACUGACUUGUUUGCUU